Tarenaya hassleriana is the source of this 663-nucleotide messenger RNA. RefSeq lists its product as uncharacterized. Lineage: Eukaryota; Viridiplantae; Streptophyta; Magnoliopsida; Brassicales; Cleomaceae. Gene Ontology annotation, cellular component: NatC complex. Bases 155 to 502 code for a protein of 115 amino acids. The record is from RefSeq and is a predicted model, not a curated record. The transcript has 2 exons.
GUCCCAAACAGGAAACCCUCUUGAUGACGUAGAAGCUUCUCUGUCUACUUGUUGGAUCGUUUUUCUCCGUUGCCCUGGUUGGAGACCACCGCUGCUCGCUUGGUUCUGCUACCUUCUCUCUCCCUUAUCGGAAUCGAAGCUUGAAAACCCUAGGAUGGAACAAAAUGCAGAGGGAAAUACCAGCGGUGAUGCAUCAGUGUCAGCAGGGUCGAGCUCAAGCAGCUUAGAUCCAAUAACCCGAGUGAGGAAACUCUUGUUUAGGCAGAUGCUUGUGGGGAUAAAGGAUGGGAGGUUCUUUUUGGGGAGUUUCCAUUGCAUAGACAAGCAAGGGAACAUAAUACUCCAAGACACGGUGGAGUAUCGAAACACGAGAAUAUCUUCUCCGUCACCAAUGGAGCAGCGUUGCCUCGGUAUGAUCCUCAUUCCCUCCUCUUGCAGGACCUCCUGCCAUGUCGACUGCUCUAUCGAGGAACAACUCUCAUUGCUUCAACUGAAAGAGUAGCUAGAGAACUGGAUUUUUUUUCCCUUUCAAGUCCUGUGGUGAAGCAUUCUCUUGUAUCAAUUAUGUGGAUAUCAUUUCAUCAGGUGCUGAGAGGAAUGGAAACCUCAUUCCUUGUGUUAGUCGUUGGUAUUCAUUUAAUGAAUUUAUAUCGUAAUGCAGAA